Molecule: messenger RNA, 4259 nt
Organism: Gopherus evgoodei (Goodes thornscrub tortoise)
Lineage: Eukaryota; Metazoa; Chordata; Testudines; Testudinidae
Product: transmembrane protein 87A-like
Exons: 20
Coding region: 144-1823 (559 amino acids)
Biological process (GO): retrograde transport, endosome to Golgi
Cellular component (GO): Golgi apparatus; membrane
Source: RefSeq, a predicted model, not a curated record
CCGCGCGGUGGGGCGGUGGGGGGUUGCGGUCUCUCUCCCUCCUGCUGCUCCUGGCGCUCGGCGGGGCGGGGUCCGAGCCGGGGCGCUGGACCGUGACCUGCAGCAGCAACAGCACCAAGAACCUGUUUGUGUUCUCCAAGACGAUGUUCAACGGUUCCUCAAUCUCUCUCCACGUGGUGCCGAAGGAGUGCUCCCCGGGGGUGACCCUGAACGUGACCUGGUACCUGCGGAGCUCUCAUUGUCACAACGAAGUCUACAUGAACGAGAAGAGAGCAGAGACUUACCUGACAAAUUACAAGACCGAGCUGGAGCCGAAGAGCUCUGGCCAGUACAUUCUACACUCGUAUAAACCCUUCAACUGUAGCCACGCGGUCCCCCUGGAGCUGAAUGUAGAGAGUUUUGAGCUGCCUACCCGGCUGGAUCGCCUCACGGACUUGCAGCAGGAGACCGGGGUCCAGCGGCGCGGGACCGCAGAUGCGCAGCCCAAGGAUGCCACCAAGGAUGCCGCAGGGAAGCCGAAGUCGUCUGCUGUUAAAUUGGCUGGUCCGCCUGACAAAAAUCCAGAAGCGGCAGGGAAGCCGAGCGAGACCCAGGGAGAGAAACGGGGCCCAGGAGAGGCAGACGGAACCAAGAAAUUAAAAGCAGGGAGGCAGGGCAAAUCAGAGCUGUAUGCCGUAGCCGAGACCUGGGAGGAUGGGCCCUACGUGUUCAUCCUGAAAAUUGAGGGGCAGAGCAAGGACCCAAAAGCUGCCUCGAACUGGGAGCUCACAAUUGACGUCCGGAUGAAGCACCCUCACUACCAGUACAUCUCCGCCUCCGAGUGGCCCCUCAUGGCGUUCUACAUGGCCAUGUGCAUCGUAUACGUGUUCUACGGGGUGCUGUGGCUGGGGCUGCUGGCCUGCUACUGGCGGGACAUCCUGCGCAUCCAGUUCUGGAUCGGGGGGGUCAUCCUGCUGGGCAUGCUGGAGAAGGCCGUCUUCUACGCCGAGUUCCAGAGCAUCCAGAGCCAGGGGGUGUCUGUCCAAGGGGCCGUGAUCUUCGCUGAAGUGCUGUGCGCCGUGAAGCGUAUGCUGGCCCGUGUGCUGGUCAUUAUCGCCAGCCUGGGUUACGGCAUUGUCAAGCCGCGGCUGGGUGCCCUGCUGAACCGGGUAGUGGGCGUGGGGCUGAUGUACCUGCUCUUCUCCAUCAUUGAGGGCGUCCUGCGGGUGAAAUCGGCUCAGGAUGACCUGGUGCUGCUGGCUGCCAUCCCUUUGGCUAUGCUUGACUCUGCCCUCUGCUGGUGGAUCCUCAUCAGCCUGGUACAGACCAUGAAGCUCUUGAAGCUACGGCGCAACACGGUGAAGCUGUCCCUGUACCGCCACUUCACCAACACCCUCAUCUUCGCCGUGAUCGCAUCCGUCAUCUUCAUCAUCUGGACCACCAAGACCUUCCGGCUCACCAAGUGCCAGUCGGACUGGCGAGAACUGUGGAUCGACGACGCCUUCUGGAGGUUCCUCUUCUCCAUCAUCCUGCUGGUGAUCAUGUUCCUGUGGAGGCCCUCGGCCAACAACCAAAGAUACGCGUUUGUGCCGCUGGUGGAUGAAGGGAGCGAGGAAGAGGACGAGGAAGAGGAACAUAUGGUGAACGAGGCCUUUGAAGGGAUGAAGAUGAGGAGUGCAAAAAAUGAAGUCAACGGGAUCCUGAAAGGCAGCAGAGUGGAUGAAGAUUUGAAAUGGGUGGAGGAAAACAUCCCUUCGUCUAUGGCCGACGUGGUGCUACCCCCUCUGCUGGACUCCGAUGAGGAAAUAGUGACCACGAAAUUUGAAAUGUCCAAGAUGGAGUGAGAAAGGAAUCCGGCCAGUCAUGCUGCAGGAUAUGCCCAGCUUCCCUCCAUGGCCUGUCGGGGAAGGAGAGUUGCUGGUGGUUUUUCUUUUAAUAUAUAUAUUUGUAUAUGGUUAAAAGAUUAUUUUAUUACCUUUAAGUUUCUAAUUCUCGGGCUUUAACGGACUGGGGAGCUCUCCCCUGCUAGCGGCCCCAGGAGAGUGCCCCCAUCUGGGGAGGAAGACCAGAAUGCACCUCAACCAGGAUCAGCUUCUUUCUCAGACUGGAUUAGGAAGGAAACUGCUUUUGGCCGCUCUGGGCCUCUGUCCCGCUGGGGAGCGGCGUUGGCUGGACACGUGCAAGUGGUUUUCUAACGGGUCGGGCGGGGUGGGGAGUGACAGGCAGACACGUAUUGGGUGCACCUGUUAUGGGGUUCUUGGAGUGCCUGUUUUUCAGGGGCGGUGUCUGCUCGGGGGUCGAUCUAAGUGGGAUGGGGUGCUUUUAUAUGGGAAGGCAGGCUGGAGGCUGGGUGUGUAAGGGAAGGUGAGAGGCACGCUGGGUGCAGAUGGCAGUGAUGGGGGCAGGAAUAGGGUAGGGAGAACGUCUGGCUCUUCUGGGGCUGCAGGCAAGGUUUGCCCCGUACCCUGCUGCGUCCUGGGACGGUCUCUGUCCCUCUCCUCCAGCAUUGCUCCUGCACAGGCAGAGCUGGCAUCGGUUGGGAGCACCAGACCCCUCGCAUUCUGCUGCCAAGACCGGGACGCUUCCUCUUUCCAGCCCAGAGAGCCUGAGAGAACCCACGUGCCAUGUGCGUCCACACCGGGUGCUGGGGAGGGGACACCGCCACACUGCGAUGCAUGCUGAGAUCCGGCUCGGCGGUAACACUGAACCUGGGAUUCUCCGGGUGGCUGCACCGUGGCCUGGCAUCAGUGGGCAUCCCAGCUUCUGCCAUGGCAGUGUCUGGCACAGCGCGUCCUUCCUGAGCCUCUUUGACUCCAGCGGGGGCCACUCAGGGUUUUCUCUGCCAACUGGGCACCCGCCGAGGCGGAUGGAGUGCCAGGGCUUGCCCGCCCCAGAGCUGCUGCCCUCUUCUCCGACAUCACUCCCGGCCAGCACAGCGGUCGCGCCAAGAGACCUAUCCAAGAUCUGCUGACGCCCCUGCGGCCAGAGAGGGAGAGACGCUUGGUCCGUGCCGGGGACCCCAGUUCUGAAACUGACAAGAGUCACUACCCGGUGCCCAUUGCCAGGGCGAACACGUGCCUGGUGCUUACUUCAGCCCGGACCUGGCUCGGACUGGGAGGAGGAGGAAGAGUAAAGACCAGGGACCCGGAGCCCCCAUGCGACCCUGCCUGCAGUGCCCACCCGGUCCCCGGCAUCACUGGGCCACCUGGCUCUGUCGCCCGGCUAAGCAGCUGUUUGGUGACUGUCGUGCUGACAAGUCCAGCGAGCUGGAAAAUCGAUCGCCUGCUGCUUUUGCCCUUCUCCGGCAGGAGCGGGGCUGUCUGAUCUUGCAGACAGACCCCCCCCACCCCUCCCCAAACUCCGUCUCCCCAAACUCCCUCUCCUCAUGCCUGAGCCAACAGGAUAUUAACUAUACUACACAGCUCAGCCCUGGAGCCCAACCAAACCUGCCCCGUCCCUGUGCCCCUAGGGGGCCCCUGCAGAACUGAGGGCAGCCCGUGAGUAGCAGCCAGCCAGGGGCCGCCCGCCCCCCGGACAGUUGAGCAGCCCCCUCUUGCAGGUGCAACUUCCCGAUCCCUCCCGCAGGCGCUGCCCCAGUCUGGCUUCCCCCACCAAAUGGCGGUAGUGGUGGAAUCAGGUCCCUCCCCAGGCUAUCGGGAUGGGGUGACUCCUCUGUAAGCCUUUAGAAAUUGACACUUAUGGCCUGGCACAUCCUCUCCUAUAACCCACCCACACACACUCCAUUAGCCUGGCAUGUCCUCGCCCUAUAACCCCAGAACCCUUCCCCAUUAAAAUUCAAUAAGCCUCUGCAUCCCACAUGCCAGCCUGCACCCCCCAGACCCCAGCUUGACCUACUUUAAGGGCUGCUAGUCCCACUCCACCUCCCCUGCCCUUUCCACACCGACCUGCAUCCCGCCCCACAUGCUUGACAUCUUCUGCAGCGACGCCUUCUCCUCCGCUUUGUGUUUACGUUGAUUUCACCUGCCUGGAGCCAGAUCUGUCCCCGAUCUCGUGUCUCUCCGGGAGAUCUUCCUUUUCCUGUCUCCCCAUUUCCUUCCAGCUCUGGCUGUGCCAGGAGGCUCCCACACCCGCUGACUUUAAUUUUAAAACUGAAAUGCUUUACUGGCUGUCGGGCGGGGCGAAUUCUGCCCCCAUCAAUGGCCAUUUUUUGGAGGAGGAAGCUUGAUUUCGGGGGAGCACGGUGUAUUGCUUUUCUUUGCCGGGAGGGGACUCUGUUUGUGUUACAUCCACUAAUGGUAAAAAGACGUCACAAUUCGAAA